AUGCAGUUAUGGGCAUCAGCUCACGGAUCUGAGGUGGUACGGAUUUCAGAUUCGUGGGGUGGUGCCUUUAAGAAUAUAAAUAGAGCAAGGCAACCUUGUCCUGUCAAGUGCAAAGAAACGCAAAACACAAUCGCUGGAAUAGUGUCCGAAAAUUCUCAGAAGAUGAUCUAUUCGGUUAUUUUGUGGUGCUAUUUUGUCUUACGUACUCUAAUUGGCUGUGUAAACAAUGCAUCCAUUCCAUGGAAGCUUCCAAAGACUACACAAAACAAAUAUUUGGAUGUGGCCUUUAGCCUACACGCAUACUUUUCCUUUCUCGUUGAUGAUUUCAUUUUACCUAUUGCUUGUGACGACUUCUACAGUCUCAUGUCUGUAUAUUACUUAUUUUGUAACCAGUCUGAACGUCCGGCUAAAGCCGGACUUCACACUUUCUGUGGUGUUUGCUUCGCUCGCCUUGACUGA
This is a messenger RNA of Necator americanus (New World hookworm), 459 nucleotides long. RefSeq lists its product as uncharacterized. Lineage: Eukaryota; Metazoa; Nematoda; Chromadorea; Rhabditida; Ancylostomatidae. Bases 1 to 459 code for a protein of 152 amino acids. The transcript is spliced from 4 exons. The record is from RefSeq and is a predicted model, not a curated record.